This is a messenger RNA of Fundulus heteroclitus (mummichog), 4347 nucleotides long. RefSeq names its product tenomodulin (gene tnmd). The transcript is spliced from 7 exons. Lineage: Eukaryota; Metazoa; Chordata; Actinopteri; Cyprinodontiformes; Fundulidae. Gene Ontology annotation, biological process: negative regulation of angiogenesis; negative regulation of endothelial cell proliferation. Bases 113 to 1009 code for a protein of 298 amino acids. The record is from RefSeq and is a predicted model, not a curated record.
GCGCUCCCCCAAAUUACAGCUGUGGAAUGAAGGUUGGACUCUUUGCCUUGCAUUGCGUUGGUAUUUUCCUCAGCUAAGGAGAUCGGAAAGAUUCCUCCUGUGGGCUUGCAUCAUGGAGGCUAGCAGUCAGUCCACCAGUCAGCAAGUCCUGUGGAAAGAUGUGGAGGCAGGAAAACAGAAGAAGACCAGGUUUCACAGCUACCACUGGGUGGCUCUGGUCCUGGCUGCGGUGUUUCUGGUUCUGGCCGUCUGCGUUUUCAGUCUGAGAUAUCUGUGGGGCCCCAGCCUGAGGAAGGUAUAUGACCAUGAGUACAAAGCUGUGGUAGACGGUGUGGAGACGAACAGUGUGAUGGAGAUUGACCCAGUUGACCUCACCGAGAUCUUCAGAAUGGGAAACGGGAGUAAGGAGGUUGUGGAGGUGCACGACUUUAAGAAUGGGAUCACUGGGAUACGGUUUGCCGAACAUCAGAGGUGCUACAUCAGGACCCAAAUGAAGAAGCUACCCACGGUGGCCGAGGUGGAGGCUGAGGGCACAGAGAUGCUGGUUGACGAGUCCGAGGCCAUGGAAACGAAGGUGGAGGACCCCAGAGUGUGGAUUCCUGCCGAGGAGCCCAUCGUUAACCCGGACUUCCUGCUUGACUCCAGAAUCUGGGAGAUUUGCCAGCAGCUGCCCAUCCACUGGAUCCAUCCCUCCCCCAUGACUGAUGGUGAGGAUCAGGAUGUGGACACGCCCGAUGCAGAGGUCGCAGGUCAGCGUUUCACCCGGGACGUCCAGGACCACGUUCCUGUGCACGAUUACAGGGAAGUCGGAAUGGAGCUGGAUAGCCGUCUAGAUGACCGUGGCUACUGUUGCCAGUACUGCCGCCGCGGCUAUCCCUACUGCCGCCGCUACUACGAGCCCCUGGGCGGCUUCAACCCGUGGCCAUACUACUACCAAGGAGGCCGGGUCAUCUGUCAGAUUGUGAUGCCAUGCAACUGGUGGAUCGCUCGCAUGCUGGGGAGGGUCUGAUAUGGGAGUGGGAGCUGAUUGAGAUUGAAAAUGUUUUUAGGUGAAAUCCUCCAAGAAGAGCAUUUCAUGUUAUUUGAUAGCAUUGUGAAAGCCAUCAGUAACUUUCUCAUGUUAUAAACUAGCAAAAAAAAAAAACAAGAAAACUAGGUCCUUUCUUUUUCUAUUUUUAAGCACUCUCAAUUUUACUUUGAUAUGUUCUACAAAAUCUGUUUGCACGUGUACUGUGCACAUGUGAACUGAAACGCACAUGUGAACUUCUCUGACGUGCAAUCAUGUCAAACAUUUAACCAAACUAUUAUACCUACUACCACAAGCAUAUUAGCAGUAGUUAGCAAACAACUUCAGGUAAUAAAGUACAUUUUCUGUAUCAUGUAAACAGAUUAUUUUUAUUCUCUGAAUUCAUACUCAGUAAUAGUAUUCUUACCUCUAGUGGAAAGGUGUUGUGUCACAGCAAGUUUAUUGAAAGCUAACAGGUAUAUUGACGUGAGUGAAUCUGCGGCUGCUUAUUUUGUUCCAGUCGCUAGAUUUUACUGAUGUUUUACCUCGAAAAGUGGUUAGAGGUAUAGUGGACAAUCCUUUUGUCUUCAAUUUCUGGGGGGAUCAUCUUGUCUGCUGGUUGUCCCACAUGCCGGUCAUUGUGACAUGCUCGUUCCUACCUAGCCUCUUUUUGCUGCGCAUGCACACUUCAAGUGUUUAUGUAUCCAGUGAUCUUAAGUUUCAGCCGUUCAUUGUGACUCCGCUGCCCUCACUGUAGCCUAUAGCUUUAAAAAUGGCUGAGAGCCGUAAGAAGGAAACAGUCUUACAAGUUUAUGUAAAGAAGAAGAAGAAGGCCUCGGAAGAAAGACAUAAGACCAGAGUGUAUUUGGGAGAUUCUUUCCCAUAAUCCCUCUGAGGAGUGGAAGUGCAGGUAGGAUGGUGUUGUGCAUGCGUAGUUAUUCAAAAAGUGACUUGGGAGACGUUUCUUGCCUACAUUUCCAGAAAAAACAUACCUCUAACCAUAUAUAUAUAUAUAUGUCCUUCCAAUUAUUUAAAGUGAGUAGAAUACUUUUAAAUCUGUUAGCCAUUAUUUUUGUAAUUCACAUGAUUAAAACCUAUGGCGUCCAUGAUGGCAUUGCUGAAAAUUGUAUUGGCGGAUACAUGCUACCAUUAUUCCCUCUUAACACGUCAUUUGUAAAUUUGACAGUAACUGUUAAGGUUUCAAAAAAACUGAAAUGUUUUUUUCUUUAUUUCAGAACUGAAUUAAAAUGUUUCCAUUGAAAAUAUGUCCAGGCAGACUGCUUGUUUCAUACUACAACAUUCUCUCCUGUUGUUUUUGAAUAAAUGACAAUUAAGAUCAAUGAAGUGAAUCAUAUUUAUUCUGACCACAAAAAAAGCUAGAACAUGUUAUCCUAACAUUUACCAAAGAACAAAUAACGAGCAACCCAGAGAGCUAACUAGCUUUCUGGGUUGCUAGUUAGGGGAAUUCCCCUGUUUUAGCUAAUUUAUGUCAACUCUAUUUUCAUGCUAAAUCAGCAUUAGCUGUCUACACUUUCACAGAAGACCAUUUUUAAGUUUUACUGCUUUUUUUCUAAGCUAAACAAUCUCCAUAUUACCCUGCUAACAUAGCUGUAGCCCUGAUUUAGCUAAUUUUAACAAAUUGAAAAUGUUCAUAUCAAUUCCACACUAGUGGAUAUUAACAAUCUACACUUUCACAAGAGACCGUUAUUUAUUUUGUCACUGUGUUCUCAUCCAAACAGAGUCAAUUUAUAUGCUAAUGCAAACACAGGCUGUUUUUUGCUAUUGUUAGAGAUUUAAAACAAGCUGAAAGUGUUCAAAUCCAUCUAACGCUAUGUCAGCGGAUAUUAAGUGUUUACAAUUUAACAAGAGACUGUUAAGUUUGUUGCUGUUUUCGCCCACGAACAAUGUAAGUGUUACUACAAUCAUAUCAGCCCUGUCUUAGCUGAUAUAAUAACAUUAAAAGAUCUCAAACUAAACACGCCUAUCAAUACGGGAUGAAACAUUGCUGGUUUAUGUUGAUGGAGGCAGCUGGUUUUAUCAGCCCGCUCCACCAACUGAUUUUGAGUCCAUGCAGGUAAUUUACCAAAAUCUGUAAGAUUGUUUUUUUUUGAAAAGCACAAGAGCCUGUCUCUGAUGUUGUCGCACAGCUAUCAGCCUGACACAACAUCCAAAAAUGUAUCAAAAUCUCAUUGGACCAGCAAAAACUUUGAGAAGUAACAUGGAUGUUGCUUAGCUGACAAAAUAGCAAUGACAAAUGGUGUCUUGUCAAAGAGUAAACAAUUAAGUGCAAAUGUUAUAUUCCAGCAAUAGGCCUAUAGGUUUGUAUCCUAUGGAAUUGAACAUUUUCAAUUUGAAUUAUUUCAAAAUUGCUAAAAUAAAGCAAAAAGGUAUGUGGUCUAACUAGCUGUUAGCCAUUCACCACUCUAAAGGAAUUACCGUAUGCAUUUUUCUACAAACCCACUGCAAUAUUAUCUCCUUCUACUACUGGUAAGGAAACUUUUGCUGAAAGCAACUGUACAAAUCCUCACUUGAAUACAGUAUGAGCCAUUUUGGUGCCAUUCACAAGCUGUGAAAGGCUGAAGCGCUUCAUCUAAACAUUGAACUCAACACUGCAUUACUUCAGAGGCCUAUUGACACAUCUUUCAUGUAUUUUUUAAAAAUACUGGAUAAGUUGUCAAAAAACGAUCAAAGUUUUUUUUCGAAGAACAUCAGCAGUGCAGUCUAGUAAUAAAACUGUAAAGCUCAUACAGUUUUGAUUUUGAUUUAUUGAUCUGCAUGAACCUAAAACUAAUUUCUUUGUUCUUUGUUUUUUUUUUUUGUUUGUUUGUUUAUCUAAUAGCAUGUAUUAAUUUUCAUGAAUUGCAUUUUCCCUGUCUGAUACAUCUCACUUUUUUUUUUUUUUAAAAGGGUGAAAAAAAAAAACGAUCACCUCUUUCUCAGUUUCUACUAAAACAUUCAGAAGUCUUUGAACAGAACUUAUGACAGCAAUGGUAUAUGAGGUUGCAUUAGAUUGCAGAGGUAUUCCCAGUAAAGUUUUUUCGGUUUGUGUCUGUCUGUUUUACUGCUUACAUAACCAGUAGAUAAAAGAUUUAGCAAAACCAACAAUAGACCCCAAGGACAAAACACAAGAGUGUGAAAGAAUCAACAGGAAGGAAUGCACCAAAAUGAAGACGUGCAGCAACAAAAAACGAUUUAUGUCAGGUGAAGCAAAAGGUUAAAAGACAAGUUUUGCAGAUAGAAAUUAGCUCUACCAUCACACAUUUCUAGCUUAGCAUAGCCCAGAACACAUUGUUUUUAAAAGGAUAUCUAGGAAUAAAUUGUAAGAUGCUGAAAAAAAAUAA